Molecule: messenger RNA, 449 nt
Organism: Babesia bovis T2Bo
Lineage: Eukaryota; Apicomplexa; Aconoidasida; Piroplasmida; Babesiidae
Product: Ubiquinol-cytochrome C reductase hinge family protein
Exons: 3
Coding region: 84-398 (104 amino acids)
Biological process (GO): mitochondrial electron transport, ubiquinol to cytochrome c
Source: RefSeq, a predicted model, not a curated record
AACAAAUCUAGGCAUAUAGCAGUCCACACAUUAGAAGCUUAUAGUGUCGCCUACCCAAUUGAUAAGUCAGUCACUUCCAGAUAAUGGCAUAUCCUUAUCGCCCGAAGUUCUUUUUUAAAUACCCGGAGUAUAUCCCUCCGACUGACGAGCAGGACGCGCAAAUCGACCCGCGUGAAAAGCUCAAGCCAGCCUGCGAGGAGAAGUGCAAGAACUUCACCAAGCUAUACAAUGAAUGUGCUGAACGCGUGAAACACAGAAAUGAGGUGUACCGCAAGGCUGCUGCAGAGGGACGCGGACUAGAAGUCCAGGGACCAGGACAAUGCCUGGGACAACACUAUGAUCUAGUGAGCUGCGUGGACAACUGCGUGGCAAAGGAUCUAUUCAGAUACCUAGUGUAACUGUAAACGCCAACAUAACAUUGUACUAAAUGUCUUUUAGAGGGUCCCUGU